AUGAAAAUUUCAUUAGUAAUAGUUAUACCUUUUAUUGUGUCCGAAGCAUACGCCCUGACAGCAGGCAGAGCCAUUGGCUCAACCGCAUAUCCCACACUAAGCAAGUCGUCGGAAAAAGAGCCUGUCCACGUGCUGGCUAUGGAAGGCGCAUCUAGAAGCACAAAGAAAGAAAGCGCGGCCAUGGGGCACAAGAAAAACGGGAAGUCCAAGCUCAUCAGACACCCCAUUGAGCAGCGGUCUGAGCCAAAGCCGCUUUCUGUUAUGGAAGGGCUGCUAGGAAAGAGCCACUUGGUGAGCAAUAACUCGUUUUUGGCCGACAUCAUAGGAGGCGCCGCCGAAGAAAGAGUCCCACUUUCAAAGGAGGCGGAGUAUGAGGAGGAAGAGCCUGCCAUCGACUACGGAUACAAGAGCAGCUCGGACGUUCCUAUCGAAAGAACAGUGCAGGGAACCAGAAAAGUCCAUCUCAAGAAGGGGGCCUCGCUCAAAUCCCCCAAAAAGCCAAGCAGGCUGUCUUCGCCCAGAAAGAGCAUUAUGAACAAAACAGAAGAAAGCGCGUUCACGCCUUUAGUUUCCAAGAAGAGCCUGUCUGCACAGGAGCAGCUGGCCAAGCUGGAGGGCCUUGUAAGCACAUUGCAGAAUAACAUAUCCGCACUAAAAGAGGUUAUUGGUGAGUCUUAG
Molecule: messenger RNA, 678 nt
Organism: Nematocida major
Lineage: Eukaryota; Fungi; Microsporidia
Exons: 1
Coding region: 1-678 (225 amino acids)
Source: RefSeq, a predicted model, not a curated record